This is a messenger RNA of Limulus polyphemus (Atlantic horseshoe crab), 6533 nucleotides long. Its product is annotated as epidermal growth factor receptor substrate 15-like 1. Bases 206 to 2782 code for a protein of 858 amino acids. The transcript is spliced from 22 exons. Gene Ontology annotation, cellular component: cytoplasm; plasma membrane. Gene Ontology annotation, biological process: endocytosis; endosomal transport. The record is from RefSeq and is a predicted model, not a curated record. Gene Ontology annotation, molecular function: protein binding; calcium ion binding. Lineage: Eukaryota; Metazoa; Arthropoda; Merostomata; Xiphosura; Limulidae.
UUAUAUAAUUUAAUAUUUCCUAGUAAUAUGUAAUGCUAUGUUGGAUCUUGUGAUAAAAAUCUAAUUAAAUCUACCCUUAUAUUUUUCAUCAGUAACUGUUCCAGUUGACAUAGCCUAAUCACGUUACAGUUGGGUUGAUCAACUUGAUAACGGCACUGUGAAAUUGUUGGUUACCAACAUCACUGAACAAAUAGCAUUGCCAAAUAUGGAAAGAACAGGAGGAAGAAUAACCUCAGCUUUAGACUGGUCUAUUAAACCUUCUGAAAGGUCAAACUAUGAAGAGAUAUUCAGUGCUUUGGGACCUGAAGACCACAAGCUAUCUGGAAAUAAAGUAAAACCUGUUAUGAUGAAUUCAAAACUCCCUUUAGAAACUUUAGGAAAAAUAUGGGAUUUAAGUGAUAUUGAUCAAGAUGGAUUUUUAGAUAAAGAUGAGUUUGUUCUGGCAAUGCAUCUAGUGUACAAAGCUGUAGAAAACGUCCCAGUUCCUCCUACUCUGCCCCCAGAUCUGAUACCUAUCUCAAAAAGAAGAAAAUCACCAUAUGGAGCCAUCCAACCACUAGUGUUACCAGAUCUUCUACCUGGGCUUGAUGGUCAAGAUUCUAGCAGUCGAUCAAGCACACCUACUGUAGAUGUUGCUUUAAAAAAUGCCACAAAUAAACCAACAACACCAUGGAUUGUUAAUGCUGCAGAAAAAACAAGAUACGAUGAAAUAUUUCGAUCUCUUGAUCAAGAUCGUGAUGGUUUUGUUCUGGGAGGAGAUGUGAAAGGUGUAUUUCUUCAGUCAGGACUUCCACAGAUUUUGUUGGCCCAUGUCUGGAAUCUUUGUGACAUAAAUUGUUCAGGAAAGUUAAAUUCUGAACAGUUUGCUCUAGCUAUGCAUAUGAUAUAUCAAAAGCUACAAGGUGGAGACAUUCCUACAGAGCUAACACCUGAUAUGGUUCCACCAUCACUUCGAUCACAACCUGAUGAUUCCAUGUCCCCUUCAAUAGGAACACCUCUGUCAACUGGCAGUAAAGAACUUAACACUUUGAUGCUAGAAGUCAGUGAAUUACAGAAGACAAAACAGCAGCUUGAAGUGGAUGUUGCUCAGAAAGAUUCACAGAUUAAAUCUCAACAAACUGAACUAAAAACCCUUGAAAAUGAGAUCAGUUCUUUGACAUUAGCUAGUAGAGAGCUAGAAAGUGAGAAAAUGGAGAUAGUAAAGCAGUUGGAUAUCUUAACUAGCCAGAGGACUUCAGUAGAAAGUAGUUUAAUUGAACUGAAGGAGAAGUUAGAAGAGGAAAACAACCAGGUGGAGGAGAUGAAAAGCCAGUUACAGGAACAAGAGAAGUCAUUAGAGGACCAAGAACUUGCUCUAAAUGAAAAAAGGCAUGAACUAAAUGAGUUGCGUCAGGAAGAGACUAGUCUUCAGAAACAAAUAACUGAUGGACAAAAUAGACUAGACUCAUUGUUUAAAACAGUCAAAAUGACACAGUCUGAAAUUGAUCAGACUAAGAAAACAAUUGAACACCUACGACAACAACAGCUAAAAAUGAAUGAAGUAAUAGCUGAGUUUCAUAUAGAAGGAUCAUUUAAUGUGAUGAACAAUGGCUGUGUUCAGGUAGCUCCUAUAAGCAUCACUGAAGUAGAUGGUCAGCAGCUGAUGGCAGAAGAAGAUCCUUUUGGUAAAUUAGAAACCUCAUUUCAUGUUGAUGAUCCUUUCAAGGCACUUAAAGAUUCUUCUAGAAAGGAGGAUGUGUCCAAAGCUGAAGAUUCCAAAGAUCAAGCAACAGCUUCAUUUCAAAAGCCACCAGAUUUAUCCAAUAAAGUGGAAGAUAUAUUUAAACAAGAAGACUUCUUCAGUGAGUUUACAGAACCUGUUAAAAAAAAUGAAGACUCAUUUGAUAGCGGCUUUAAUGGAUUUUCUAGUGAUCCUUUUGGCAACGAGGAUCCAUUUAAAGAAGAUCCUUUCAAGGACAGUGGAAUAAUAGAAUCAACUCCCUCUGAUCCUUUUGGAGGGGAUCCUUUUCAAGAGGAAUUUACUGGUAGAAAAGAUAGUAACAAGGCUGACCCGUUUGAGUGUUUUCCAAAUGAUGCUGGAACGACAGACAUCACAGAUUUGUUUGACCCAUUUGGCCUGAGCAAUACAAGUUCUUCUGUAACUGCAGAAGACAAGCAGUUUCAUGAAGAGUGUGACCCAUUUGGAACAGAUCCAUUCAGUGCUUUCUCUGGACCAGAGAGUCCUAUUCCUGCUCUUCCUCCUAGAAAAUCUAAGGCACCACCUCCCCGACCAGUAGCACCCAAACAUGGGGUUAAUGCUGCAGUUACUUCAACUGCACAAGAAAACAUUCAUAAUGAAUUUGAUGACAACUUGUUUGAUUUGACAGUGACAUCCCAAAGUGGAGACCUCAAAGGAGAUGUUUCUGACCCAUUUGAUUCAUUGUUUAGUGUUGAUGAAAAGCCUUCUGUUGGUACCAUUAAGUCGGUAGUGGAUCCAUUUGACCCAUUUGGAAUUGGAUGUGACCCAUUCUCAAACUCCACUGAUGCUCAAGAGGAAUUUGCUAAUUUUGCUGACUUUGAUAAGGUUGUGGGUGUUGCUGUCAAGCAAAAGUUUGUGGAAACACCAUCAACCACGUCACCUUCACAACCAUCCAAACCCAACCUUGACACUUUGACAGAGGAGGAGCAGCUGGCUUGGGUCACUCAAGAGAGUCUUCGAUUGGAGGAAGCUCGGCAAAGAGCAGAAGCCCAGGAGCAAGCAGAACUAGAACUUGCCCUAGCUUUGAGUAGAAAAGAGACUUAACAACUUCAUAAUUGAAUUAUUUAUAGUAUCCAUAUAAAAUUUAAAAUUAACAAAUUCUAGAUUCAGCAUCUUCAUUUGAAUAGUUGAUAAAAUGAUGUAGAGAUUAUAUAGAUACUGUGGAAGUAUCAUUUAAUGUUUUGAAAUGUUCUAAGUAAAAGGAGCAUAUGAAAAAUAGCUUAUUUUCAUUAUUUGUUUAUUUUUGCUUAGAAUUACUAUGGAGCAGUGAUAAUUCUUAAAAAUACUUGAAGCACAAUGUGAAUUAAUCCUUUCGUAAUGGUCUGUCAGUUUUAAUAGAAAUUGAAACUCUUCAAUCCUUUUGUUAGGCAGUUAAAACUAAUAUAGACUUGGAUAAGCUAGAUGUAUCUCAUUAAUCUUAAUGAAGAAAUACUUAAUUAUGGUAAAUUAAAGUUCUGUUUAAAGCAUGCUAAUGUUCUUGCUGAUAUCAAAAAGCACUGAGGCUAUUUUGUUGGUAGAACAAUUUCUUGCAAUGGUAGCUAAAGACAGAAUGAAGAGAAUAAGUAUCUAUUAACUAGAAUUAAUCAUAAUGCAGAUUAAACCAAUAAUUGGAAACAAUUUUUUAGUUAUUUGGUGAUACACUGAUAACAUGACUGAGCUAAUUUCUCAUAAGAAUACAAAAUAUAAUACAAGCAUAAAAAUGUACAGCAUAAGUAUUCAUUCAAAUACAGUACUGUACCUCUAUACCUCUAUUAUAACCUUAAUAUAAGAAGUAGACCCUAUUUUAUUACUUCUUCAGUAUUCAUUCAAAUACAUUACUGUACCUUUUACCCUUACAAUAACCUUAAUCCAAGAAAUAGACCAUAUUUUCUUACUUCUUCCUAGUCCACAUCUCUCUCCAUAUAUUCUAUAUCUUCCCCAAAUGAUAAAACUACACAGUUUUCAGGUUCUUAUUUCUCCUAGUCAGCAUACUUAGAACUCUGUCAUCCACUGUUACAUAUUACUCUUUCUGCCAGCCCUUUACUUGAAAUGUACAAUACCAUACGUGGUUAAAUGUUUUGCAUGGUACUCCUUGUGUUCAAACAUCUUUCUUCUUUGCCUGUACUAUGUUUUGCAGGGCCUUAGCUGCAUGGGAGUUUUUGCAUCGUUCAUUGUUUUCCAUGUUUUUUCAGUUAUUAAUCCAGGUUUUCACAUUAUUAAUGAAUAUUUUAUUUUUUUUACUUCUGAAAGUUAGAUUAAUAAAGAUGUUUUUUUCACAGUCUUCAAGUUUCAUAGGGUUUUCUUCAUUGUUUUUUCACCAAUCAUCUGUUAACUUUUUUUUUUAUGAUGGCUCUAAGGUCAUUUACCAGUUUUGUUGAGGAGAUUGAUUUUGAUGAAGGCAAUUGUGCUUUUGUUCUAGAAUGUUUUUGACUGUGAAUGAUUAGAUUUUCACUCCUUAAGAUUCGGUAAGGGUCCUUAUUUCUUUUGUUGUGGAAAGUUAGGCUUGGAACAUGUUUUUAUUUUAUUACACCCAUUACAUUUUGGCCAACUGAUUUUGCCUUCCAGGUGUCUGCAUUUCUCUUCUUCGCCAGAUAUAUUAUUGAAGAGUGAAGUUUUUUAACAGUGCUAAGAAGAUUCCAGAAGCCUUUCUUGUUUUGAUUUCCUGUCCAUUGUUAGUUUUGUUGUCUUAUUACUGCAGCUUUAGUGGAUAUCCAUCUUUUUCAGCAGCAGCUUUCUGCCUUAGUUGAGAAUUAAGAUGCUUUUGACACUUUCUUUUGUUUCUCAGUUGAUGUUUAUGCCAGGGUUUAUUGUUUUUCCCUCAACUGUUAUGAUAAAGCUACUUAAGUCUUUCACAUUGCAUCACAUGUCAGAUUGGCACUGGCCUAUUUUCUUAACCUUUAACUUUUUUUGUAAAUUUUCAUUAAAAGAUUAGUGGUUUCUCCCCAAUUGUUUUAUCAUGUCUACUAAUCAGAGAGGACAUCUUCAAUCCUUAGCACUUCUUGCAGCAAAGUAUUACAUUGUCUAUUCUAAGCUUGCAAACAUUUAUUUAUUUAUUCCAUACUUGGAGUCAGUCAGUAUCGUUCAAGCUGGCAGUUUCUUCUCCUAAUUAUUGGUUCAAGUUAAACAAUGUUUUUAUCAUCAUUUGACCAGUAAUCAUCUGCAUUUCACCAGGUUUGUCUUCUUGUUAUAUUCUUUCUGCAGCAGCUGGGUUUGUAUGGACAACUGUUUUAAAACUGGGGUGUGAAAGACUCCUCAUACUUUCACCAGUUAUAUUUGCAUUAUAUUCAUGUGACUUCUAGAUUUCACUUUCCCCCCUUACAUUGUGAUUCAAAAUCACCUAACCACUAAAAUAAAAUUAAUGCCUUUUAAAUGUCAUCUUUUCUCCCCCAGAGGUAGUUAAUUUUUACUUAGGGCAAUAGUAUCAUCCCAAGGAAGUUUUUGUCUGGUGGGGGUUUUACACUGCUAUGGUAUGGCAUAGUGUAGUGAAACUCCUUUAUGAUGCAUGUUUAAUGUUAGUGAAAUGCUGCAUACCUCUCAUUGUACUUUUGUUGAAUAUUCAGUCUUGAAGUGGUCUCAUAUCAUCAGUAAAAUUUAAGUCACCGUGUUCAUUAUGCAUCCUUUACCACUUUUGGAUCUCAGCUACGGUUGGUUCAGAAUAUAGAUUUCUGUUUCAACUGAUCAAAAUGGCUGUUGUGGAAUAGAUCUCUUUACGUGAAAUGUGAAUUGAAAGUUCCAAUAAAAUCCUCAUGUACCGAUGUCACUGGGACAAUCUCCAGUAUCCUGGCUAUAUGGAUCUUCAAAUACAAGAUCCUUAUCACCGCCUUCAUGAUCUUUCUUCACAAAGAAGCACAGAAUCACAAUUUCUUUCUUGCCCACAAGUAACAGAUGCCUCUGCUUUUUUUACUCUCAAUACAAAGAUUUUAGCUUAAGAGUUAUAGUAGAGGUAUAGCAUUGUAUUGUAAAUUAACAUUUGAAAAUUGAAAUCUCUACUAUAACUGGCCUGACUGUCCUCCCCACAGUUGUGGGUAUGAAUAAAAUUUGCUUACAUGUAACGUAUGGUAUUGCACAUGUCCAGGCUAGGACACACAUAAACAUUUAACACAUCAAAACAUUUAUUUUACCUCAGGGAGAUAUAGUGUAGAAUAUGUGGAGAGAGUUAUAGGUUAGAAAGAGGUGAAAAAUUUGAUAUAUUUCUUGCUGUGAAUCACGUGUCAUGGUUUAAGGGUGUAGUAAGUGUUUCUUUGAAUUUCUUUUUAACUCUGAAAUGUAUAUAUUAAUGUAAGAAAAAGAAUCAAUCAAAUCCCAGUAGUAACUGCCUGAUGAUUUCUGGUUAUAAUAAAUGGCAGUUUAAUACUAAAGGUUAAUUAUUAUACUUUUAUAGGUCAUAGAACUGACUCUCUAGUGUGCAUUAUAAAUUCUCAGUUGUCGUUAUUUAGGUAGUAUUGCACACAAGGUACUUGUCAUAUGCUCAAGUUUGAAGUUGUAAGAGGACGGUAAAACAUUAUAUAUAGCCAGAAAGAUAUUACUCGUGUUCUAAUAUAAGUUGCUAAUUUUUGAUAAUAUGCAUUUGCACUCUGUAGAGUAUAUGCUAAAAUUGAAAUGCUGCAAAUUAAAAAGUUUUAAAACAUUUGAACAUAUAUCAAUUUGAAUUUUACCACAUCUAUCCCAUAUCUGUUGAACUUUUACAUGUCAAUUAUUCUUCAUAUUAAUAUAUUUGAAACAAUUAUAGUAUUUUCGCACUUGUGUAUAAAGUUAAAAUCAUAAAUAAUAUUCAACGUUAAACUGGUACACAAUUAAAAACAUUUUAUUUAGGCCU